Messenger RNA from Archocentrus centrarchus (flier cichlid), 2887 nucleotides. Its product is annotated as ceramide-1-phosphate transfer protein-like. The record is from RefSeq and is a predicted model, not a curated record. Gene Ontology annotation, biological process: ceramide transport; intermembrane lipid transfer. Gene Ontology annotation, cellular component: membrane; cytoplasm; cytosol. Gene Ontology annotation, molecular function: ceramide 1-phosphate transfer activity; ceramide 1-phosphate binding. The coding region runs from base 109 to 1029 and encodes 306 amino acids. The transcript is spliced from 6 exons. NCBI's taxonomy places the organism in Eukaryota, Metazoa, Chordata, Actinopteri, Cichliformes, Cichlidae.
AUGUGUGUGUUAAUGUGUGAGAAACAAAGAGGGAGGAGUCCAGAUGAAUCUGUGUGUGUGUUUUAGCUGAGUGUGAGCGUGAGCGUGUUUGUGUGUGUUUCGGUCACCAUGGUUUUCCUCAGACGGACACUGCUGCUCCGGUACCUGCUGCUGUCGACCAUGUUGGCUCUGUUGCUGUUCGUCAGCUCUUUCUGGCUGCCUCAGGGUGGACCCCGGGACUGUGGCAGCCCCUGGCAGCCAUGUUUGAAUUUUUAUCACCAGACGCCAGAGCCUCCGUGGACCCCUGACUGGUGGGCAGAGCCAGAUGGAGUCCUGUCACUCAUAGAGGAGUGUCCUGGCCAGUCGUUUCAGGCCUGGCGUCUGCUACUGUACCUGAAGUCCAGCCUGGCUGAGGACAAUGACAUCCUACUGGAGCCAUACCUCCAGAGCUGGGAUCAGCUCCUCAAGUUCAUGGAAUCGCUCGGGCCAAUGGUCAGUUUCUUCUCUCAGAAGGUACAAGAAAAAGUUGUGCUGAUUCGAGAGCUGUCACUCAAACACAAGGCAGAGACUCAUGGGAAACCAGCUGGAUUGCAACCCCCAGAAGCAUUUGGAUUAAAAACAGAGGCUUAUCAUUCGGUUCGAUCCAUGAUGGAAGCAGAGCUGAAAGCAGGCAUGGUCAGCUUCUCCCACCGCACAGAUUCAGGUUGCCGGACACUGCUCCGGCUGCAUCGGUCCCUCCUCUGGCUGAAGCUGAUGUUGGAGGGUUUGGCUGAAGGCCCCGAUGCCGACGGACAAUAUAAAACACCAGGAGAGCUGGGCAGGGAUGCCUACAAAGUGGCAUUGGCCCCCCACCACCCGUGGGUGCUCCGGCAGGCUGCAGAAUUUGUCUUCCUUGCCCUCCCCAACAGAAAGUACUUCCUGCAGCUGGUAUGUGUAGAGAACCAACAGGAAGCCACACCCAUCCUGCGCAUCAUGAUCCACGCCCUGAACCUGGUGCACACACAAACUCAGCUACUUCUGACCGAGCAAGACAUGCUGGAGCUGCCCUGAUGGACCAGCUCAGUCUCAUGGCAGUUUGUGAAAUAGUCACAAUAUUUAAGUCGUAAAUCUCUGUUUUGUGACAUGAAUUUUCCCAUUUUUGAAUGUUCCAGGGCACAAACACUGUCUUCAGUCUCCUCAUUUUCAGUUGAUCAGUUUCAUAGCAGGCACUAAUGUACUUCUAUGGAGGGAAAAUACAUUUGGAGGCUACUACUUGGUUAGGCUUUGGCACUAAAGAACUACCCAGCUAGAUUUAUGCAGUAAAAACUACCCAGUUAGAUUUGGGCCUUUAAAAAAAAGGUAGAUUAGGUUUAAAGGAAGCUCACUGUUUGGUUUUAAAUUAGACAGUUGCUACAGACAUGAAACACAUCACUUUCACAGGUGUUCCAUGCCAAAAGAAAAUCCCAAGUUAUGUCUAUGAACAUUUAUUUCACACUUUUCCUGGAGACUGAGUCUGACCCGUGGACACCAGCAACAUAAAAAAAAAUGGCUUCAUGUAAUUCACGACCGAGAUGGAAAUGUCAGGAACAAAACAAAAAUGUCAUCUCAAAACGUCAGAAAGGAUUCUUCAGACUCCAUACAAAAUGGCAUAUUAAGGAAUUUUCACAGUGCUGUUUAUUAGGAACAUUAAUUUAUGUCAUGACAAACAAGCAAGCUCAUUUUUUUCUUUUUUUCAAACAUUUUUAUGACCAGUCCUGAAUAAAUACAAAUUGUAGCAGUAUUGCAAGUGCAGCAGCAUUUUUUAGAAAUAAGGGAAUGAAAUAUGAGAAGGACAAUAAUAUCUAAAUAAUAUCUAAAGAAACACCAGAAAACCAGGAGACAUUUUGCCAUCAAAUGUGUGCUGAAUUUAUGGAAAACACACACUUGCCAGGAACACCUGGCAGUCCACACAAGAACGCACAAUGGCGAGACCAUACCAGUGCACCAUCUGUGAAAACGCCUUCAUCCAGAACCACUGUCUGUAAAUACAAAUGAAGAGCCACCAGGCAAAAAGAAAACUUUCUCCAGUCCAUCAGCAUCCUAAAAGACACAGAAAACUGCAGCUUCUUCUUUAUUUUAUCAGUUUUAUAAACACAUUAACUCAUCAGCUUCCGCUUUUUACAUCUGAGAGUUUCUGCUUUUUUUUUUAACUGAAUUUUUUGAUGAACAGUUUGAUACUAAAACAUGUGAUUCUCAGACCUUUAUUUUUGGCCUUUAAAACAAGCAUGUACUCUGUUAAACAGUUUUACUAAAUUAUUAUUCGAUAUUAAUGCCCAAACAUUUAAAGCACUGAAGGAACUACUGUUUUAAGUAAAAAGUUCUGAAGGAUAUUUGGGUAUUGAAAAAUGUUAGUAGUGUACACUAUGUGCUUUUAUUGAAAAGAAAUUUAAAUGCUUAAACUAUUUUAACUCUUCAUCGUUUUUCUUUUUACACACUAACACUGAUAAUUGUCUUAAAAUGUUCAUAAAGGGGUUUUAAUAGGAUUUUGUCUGUCAGAAAAAUGUUUGGUUACUAUUGAAUUUCAUCCUGCUUUUUGAGUGUGUGUCUGAAAACACUCACAAAUAAAAAACAACAGCAAUACAGGUAACAGGGUGGACAAUAUAUAAAAGGAGUAACAUCACACCAGAGAAAACUUUACCUACCUUAUACUAAACCAAUGGGAACAUGCUGUUUUGCUUUGAUUUCAUGGAUAGAGAAUGGCCCAAAAUAAAAUCAGUUACAUUAACUAGAUGAAAAGAAAUAAUUUUGAAUUAUACUGCUCUUAUAUUUCAUGUCCCAUUCAUCCUUAAUUCACUCAUUUAAAGAAAAUUAUUACAAUCCUGUAAAAGUUUUAAAGUUUCUAACAUCUAUUAAAUAAAAAUUUUAACCAUUUUAGAAAUGUAAUAUAUAA